This is a messenger RNA of Cuscuta epithymum, 1484 nucleotides long. Lineage: Eukaryota; Viridiplantae; Streptophyta; Magnoliopsida; Solanales; Convolvulaceae. The record is from the annotation of a GenBank genome assembly.
AACCUCGCAAGUGACAUUUAUUUCAUUCUCAAUUCAAAAGAAGUUAUAAUUAACGAAAAACUCUGAUCUAGACAAACAGAGAACAGAAUUGAAAGAUCCAAUUAACGUAUGAAUUCAAACAUGCAGAAACUGUUUGAUUCAAAGAAGAGCACCUUUGAAGAACAUGUAAAACGUUCAACACUAUCAAUUAAAGAUGGUUCUCGCAUUAUUCGGGUUCCUCUACCACCAGGAACCAAGAAGGAAGAGCUAGCUGUAGGAAUAACCGUUACUGGGUUGAUUAAGAUACGAUGGAAGCCAAAAGGGGUAUUGGAAACCAUACAAAUGAUUGUACCCAUUCCUAAAUCACAAGAUCAUGACCCAGACGAAACUAAAGCAAGUUUUGAUCCGGUGGGCGUCGCUCUCAAUGUCAUUCAGCCACCACUCAAGCAUAAAAUACCACCAGCUACUAUUGUACAAGAUCCAGUGCAGCAAAACACGGACGCAAAUAAUAACGAGGCGCCAAAACCCACACAGCCACCGCUGAAGCAUAGUAUACCACCAGCUACCAUUGUACAAGAUCCAGUGCACCAAAACCCCGACACAAGUAAUCGCGAUGCGCAAAAAACCACACAGCCACCAGUGAAGAAUAAUAUACGACCAGCUACCAUUGUACAAGAUCCAGUGUACCAAAAUCAUGAUGUGCCAAAAACCACACAGCCACCGGUGAAGCAUAAUAUGCCACCGACUGCCAUUGCACAAGAUCUAGUGCAACAAAACCCCAAAACAAGUAAUCAUGAGGCGCCAAAAACCACACAACCACCAGUGAAGCAUAAUAUACCACAAACAACCAUUGCACAAGAUCUAGUGCAGCAAAACCCCGACACAAGUAAUCGUGAGGCGCCAAAAACCACACAGAGCACUGAUACAAGUGAUCAAAAUGAUGAAAUUGCUACAAGAAGAGUUGAGGAGGAACGUGAUGGCGGCGGCGGCCGCCUUGAAGAUGGAAGGACGAAAAGCAAAAGUAUGGGUUAUAAACAAGAUGGAGAAAGCAAUACCAGAAUGGCGGCGGCGGCAACCAUGACAGAAGUAGCCGCCGCCGGUCAUAGUGCUGCAGCUGCGGCAGCAGCCUAUUUGGAGGGUGCAAAAAAGCUGAUAUGGACUCAUCGACGGGAAAUGUUGAAUGUGGCUGUGGGUUUGGCGAUACUAGGCAUUAGCAUUUAUGUUAUUACCGGCCGCCGCCAUGAUUAGAUCCAUCCAACAUUUGAGAAAUUAAACCUGUUUAAUUUAAUGUAUCUCGGAAGAAGAUUAACAAUAGGGUUCAAUUGAUACAUAAAUUGUAAAAAAAUAAAUUUACCGUCUGCGGGCAUAUGUGUAAAUAUAGUGCCUGUAUACACGCAUGUGAUUGAUUUUAUAGGUACACACGUAAGUCUAUAAUGAAAUAAAGAAAAUAUGAAUUGCAACUUGUUUAUAUGUUUAUGAACGUAUGAUACAUAUCCCCUCAAAAG